Neurospora tetraspora is the source of this 1351-nucleotide messenger RNA. RefSeq lists its product as uncharacterized. The transcript is spliced from 2 exons. The record is from RefSeq and is a predicted model, not a curated record. Lineage: Eukaryota; Fungi; Ascomycota; Sordariomycetes; Sordariales; Sordariaceae. Bases 188 to 1000 code for a protein of 270 amino acids.
CUUAUCAGUAGAUUUCUAUCUUGUAGUGGUAAAGCUAGGAGGAAAAAACAAAAGCUUCCUCCGAACGUAACACCCAAAGGCCAGCAUCAUCUAUCCACCAUCUCAUUGCCCGUUAAUUUCCCAGACCAGGAUACUUCCGCCCUUACAUCCUUCAAUCACCGACAAACAAACUUUGACAUCCAACAACAUGGCGCCCAAAAGAGCCCGCGACGAGGACCCGGCAACCGGCGCCCCCGACAAGAAGAAGGCCAAGCACGGCUUCCGUGUUGGUCCUGAGAACCUCCCGGAUGGAGCGUGGAAGCGCAAAGUCACCAAGAUCAAGAAGGAGCUCAUCACCAAGGCCAAAGUCAAGAAGCAAUACGCCAAAAUCAAAGCCCAGAAAGAAGCCGAAGCCGCAGCUGCCCCCGGUGUUCCCAUCGGGCCCGUUCUAGAUGCCCGUGUCACCGAGGAGGACAACGACAACAACAACAAGAACGACGACGAGGUACAGGGAGAUGUAGACGCCCCCGCGCCCAUCCACCCCUCGCGGCAAAUCCUGGUCGAGAAAGGCGCCGCCGCCAAAGCAGCUAGAGCCGAACAACAGCAACAGACAGCCAACGAAGAAUCGUCACAUAACGAUGCCAACGGAGAAGAACCAGCAGAACCAACAACAACAACAACCCCACCCACCACCACGAUCCAAAAAGACGACGACGAAGUCUACAUCCCCCCACCCAUGGACCCCAACAUGCACCCCUCGCGCCUUCCCAAACGCCACCGCAAACCAAACUACUACGAAAAGGAGCUAGCGCUGGCCGAGAAGAAGAAGAAGCAGGCCGAAGAGCGGGCGGCCGAGAUUGCGCGGCGCGAGGAGGAGAAGCGCCAGCGGAUCGCCGAGAGAGAGAAGUAUCGCAAGCAAAUGGCCAAGGCGAGGCAGCCGGGAGCGAGGGAUGGGAAGAUGAAGCUUGGCAGACAGGGGAAUUUGUUGUUGGAUAAGGUUAAGAGGAUUGUUGGGCAGUGAAAACUAAGUGGAAAGAGCGCGGUUGUGGAGGUUGGUUGGACCUGGACUUGGACCGAUGUGUUACAGGGAGGGAGGAGUGCUCGGAAGCGAGUUGGGCGAGUUGGGCGAGUUGGGCAAGGGAGGGCUGGACAAUGUUGGUCUGUUGGUCUGUUGGGAGAUGAGUUUGUGCCCAUGUCUACCAUGUUUGCGUGGAUGUUGGUGGGAUUUUUUGACAAAAAGUUGCGUCUGUGAAAGAAAUGAUACCCGGCCUAGGAAAGAGAGGAAGGAAAGAAAGUGCGAUUGUAAUGUCAUUGAGAAGGCCAGUCAAAUUAUUCAUGUGUGUGUUUAAAGAAUGAACGAGAGUUUCAUCAU